AUGUCAGAGGCAACAGCAAACAAGACUUACCCGUCCAUUGUAGGUGGAAAGGAGGUGUACAAUGAAGAAGAAGGAAUACCAGUGAAUGACGCAUCCAAUGAGCUCUUACAUAAGUUCUCACAUCUUUCGCUAUCCACUGAAUCGAUCAACAACUUAGUGAAGAAUGCAAAGGAAGGGUUUCAAGAAUGGUCCUCCGUUCCCACCGAUGAAAAGGUAAAGAUUUUCAGCAGAACCAGGGAACUCUUGGAGGAGAGAAGGGAUGACAUAAGGGAGAGCCACUUGGAAAUAGGCGGACCAGGUUGGUUUGCAAACUUUAACGUUGAUGGAACCAUUGACCAACUUCAAGAAUAUACGAACCAGUUAUCACGAUCCCCGGGUACAGUGGUGCAAUCUCCACACAAUGACUUGGCAUUAACCCUCAAACAGCCAAUUGGUCCUGUUUUAUCUAUCUCACCAUGGAAUGCCCCUGUCAUUUUGGCAGGACGGUCCAUUUUGGCUCCUCUCGCGGCUGGAUGUUCAGUUAUACACAAAUCUAGUGAAAAAUCACCACGGUCGAGUUAUCUCUUGGUCAAGUGUUUUCUCGAUGCGGGAGUUCCACCUAAAGCGUUACAGUUGGUUCAUAUCAAGCCGGAAGAUAAUGCCAGCUUUACUGAAUUUGUCUUGAAAUCUGGCGUGAUUAAGAAGGUGAAUUUCACUGGGUCAACAUUGGUUGGAAGAAAGAUUGCUGAAACCUGUGGUAAGUACUUGGUUCCGUAUUUGUUGGAAUUGGGCGGGAAAAAUUUGUCGAUUGUGUUGUCGGAUGCUAACUUGGACAAGGCGGCGGGAGCUAUUUUGUUUGGUGCCUGGGCUCAUAGAGGACAGAUUUGUAUGAGUACUGAUAAAGUAUUUGUUGACGAGCUGAUAUAUGAUCAAUUGAAGGGAAAGUUGAUUGAAGUAGCUGGUGAAUUAACAAAGGAUAGGGAUCACCAAUUGAGUCAAAGAGAUGUACUUGGCAGGGACAAGGUUGUGGAUUUGGUGGAGGACGCAUUGCAAAAAGGUGCAACGUUGGUUUAUGGUAAGUUCGAUAAAGAUGUUAUAUUGAAAUCGAACGUAAUUGAGCCCAUGAUUUUGGAGGGAGCUGAUUCUCUGAUGUCCAUUUAUACACAGGAGUCAUUUGGACCAGUUUUCACUUUGCACAAAUUCAAGGAUGUUGAGGACGUUAUCGCGGAAAUUAAUGAUCACGAUUAUGGUUUGAAAGGAUCAGUAUGGUCUACAAAUAUUGUCAAGGCUUUGUACAUAGCAAAGAAAUUGGAAAUCGGGGGUGUCCAUAUAAAUGCACCAACAGUUUCAGAUGAAGCAACUGUGCCUCAUGGAGGUGUUAAGUCUAGCGGUGUUGGUAGAUUCAACAGUCACUGGGGUAUUGACGAAUUCCUGAUCGUUAAAGCAAUUACGAUAAACGAGUAA
Messenger RNA from Lodderomyces theae, 1443 nucleotides. RefSeq lists its product as uncharacterized. The record is from RefSeq and is a predicted model, not a curated record. Gene Ontology annotation, molecular function: succinate-semialdehyde dehydrogenase (NAD+) activity. NCBI's taxonomy places the organism in Eukaryota, Fungi, Ascomycota, Pichiomycetes, Serinales, Debaryomycetaceae. The transcript has a single exon. The coding region runs from base 1 to 1443 and encodes 480 amino acids.